Schistosoma spindalis is the source of this 819-nucleotide messenger RNA. The record is from the annotation of a GenBank genome assembly. NCBI's taxonomy places the organism in Eukaryota, Metazoa, Platyhelminthes, Trematoda, Strigeidida, Schistosomatidae.
AUGACUAAUCCAAUGAACGAUGAAUCUAUUUGGGAUUCUGGUGAAGAUGAGUCCGUAAUAGAUCCAGAGGUUCCCAUUGAUCGAACCAAAGUUGUUGAAACAUUGAAUUCACCUUCUGAUGAAAACAAUGAAUGGUCUCAUAUGAAUCCAGCUAUGUCUUACGAUGAAAAACAGAAUGUCCCAAAACAUGCUGCUCGUAGUUCUUUGUAUAAAGUAAAUGAAAAUAAGAAUACUUCUGGAAUUCCAUUUACAAAUGACAAUAACAGACGAGUUGACAAUACUCAUAUUCCAUACGAACCGCCAACAUAUUGUCGGGCACAUAUUACAUCUGAAAAUAUGGAUAUGGAAUGUCAAUAUAAAGAGGGUCAUUUAGACAAGAAUUAUAUACACACCAGUUGGAAUUGUUUUGUCAAUACUUCACAAAUUCAAUACUUGCCCAUACCGGAAGCAAAAAUGGAACAAAUAUCUGAAAAAGCUCAUCAAAAAAUACAUCGUGGUCUACGUGAAGGAUGUUUAGCUAUAGGGAUUGUAUUUUCAACAAUAUGUUUAUUUUGUAUUGAAUUAUUACGUAUGAUUACAUUAACUUUAUUUAAACCAUUUUUACAAUAUUUACGGUUUUUAUUACAUAUUAUUAUUAAUUGUUUUUGUGAUAUCAAUUAUAUAUGUAGUGCACAUUGGGAACGGUUUAUGUAUCCAAUCAUUAGUUCAUGGGCUACAUAUUCACAAGAUGUAAUUGUUCCUGUAAUACGUGAAUUUCGUCCAAUUCAAAUUAAUAUACAAUCAAAACCAAUAACAAAUCAUACAAUACAACAAUGUUAA